GUUUUGGUGUGGAAUAAGACAUUUCCAAUGCUUACCAUUGAAUCUGCUCUAAGACUUGUUGAUGUCAACAAUGAUACCAUACUUGAUGCUAUCGUUCCGUUUGGAACCGGGUUGGACGCUUCGUCUUAUAAUUACAUUUCAUGUCAAAUAUAUUUCAAUCAAACAAAAGCCGAUACCUCGGGAUGUGGAGGUGGGGUAAUGGCCAUCGAUGGACGCACGGGUGAGCAGCUGUGGAUUCGUUACACUCCUCACGAGUUAUUUGCCAGUAAUUGUAAUAAUGAUAUUAAUGGUGAUGCCAUCAAAGACUGUAUUCUGGGAGGACGGAUGGCC
Oppiella nova is the source of this 330-nucleotide messenger RNA. NCBI's taxonomy places the organism in Eukaryota, Metazoa, Arthropoda, Arachnida, Sarcoptiformes, Oppiidae. The record is from the annotation of a GenBank genome assembly.